AACAUUACUGUUGUUUUUAUAGACACCGCUGUUUGUAUGAUUUUGUUUAGAGGCUAAUUUGGGUCUAAGAGGAAAGCCGUCUUCUCCAUAUUUUGGUCUGAUCUUCAACUGACACCGACAGCUGACCAAACAGACCUGCUGCAUUUAGCCUGCUGACUUUAUCUCUUAGUGUGAAAGAGUUGUGGCUGGAAGUAGCUUUGUUUACUUUACAAUUGCUAUAUUAAUAUACUUACUUAACUAAGUGCACAUAAUUAUUACGUUAAGACUUUCUAAAGUCAACAUGAAAUGCCACGCUCAACCCAUUUGAUUUCCGUGAUAUGUUCUUGAAACAGGAUAUUCAUUGAGAAAAAUAUGUCAAAUAUCAUCAAGUCACAUCAUAUUUAGUUCAAGAUCCUGUAUGAAGAAAGCAAACAGGUCGGAAUCCAGGAUGUUUAUCGGUUUGGAGAAAGAGUCUUCCUCGCCCACGGAGAAGCUGGCAAGGAAAGAAUCGCUUAAGGUUCAGAAGAAGAACUAUCGACAGGAAAAGAGGAGGGUUGCCAAAGAGCUUUUCAGUGCACUUAAGGAUCCAAGUGUGGUUAUUAUGUCCAACUGGCUAAAGAUUCGGGGGUCGUUGAAGAGUUGGACGAAAUUGUGGUGCAUCCUGAAGCCCGGCAUUCUCCUGAUAUACAAGACGACCGGUUCAGAUCACUGGGUGGGAACGAUUCUUCUCAAUGCCUGCAAACUCAUCGAAAGGCCAUCAAAGAAGGACGGAUUCUGCUUCAAACUCUACCAUCCGCUGGACAAGUCCAUAUGGGCCAUGAAGGGCCCAAAAGGAGAAUCUGUGGGCUCCAUCACACAACCCUUACCUAGUAAUUACCUGAUCUUCAGAGCAGCGUCCGAAUCUGAUGGACGCUGUUGGAUGGACGCUCUGGAACUGGCUCUCAGCUGCUCCAGCCUGUCUAAGAUGAUGGCGAAGAGCGGCAGGGAUGGAGAUCUGAGCAGCUCCUCUGAGUCCUCACACAUACUGCAGCUGCUGCAGAGCUCGGCUCUCACCGACCAGGACCUGCUGCAGUGA
Sinocyclocheilus anshuiensis is the source of this 1054-nucleotide messenger RNA. Its product is annotated as oxysterol-binding protein-related protein 8-like. The coding region runs from base 398 to 1054 and encodes 218 amino acids. NCBI's taxonomy places the organism in Eukaryota, Metazoa, Chordata, Actinopteri, Cypriniformes, Cyprinidae. The transcript is spliced from 6 exons. The record is from RefSeq and is a predicted model, not a curated record.